Molecule: messenger RNA, 1054 nt
Organism: Solanum verrucosum
Lineage: Eukaryota; Viridiplantae; Streptophyta; Magnoliopsida; Solanales; Solanaceae
Product: PLASMODESMATA CALLOSE-BINDING PROTEIN 2-like
Exons: 4
Coding region: 142-705 (187 amino acids)
Source: RefSeq, a predicted model, not a curated record
CUCCUGUACUUCAGUAGCCACUCUCAUUUUUGUUGUCUAGAAAACUCUGUUUCCCAUUGCACUCUUCUUCUUCCUCUCUAACCAACCAACUUUUUCUCUUGAAAAGUAAAGUGCAAUUUCUUCAUUAUUGCUUUCUCGAUCAUGGCUGCUUUUAUGUUAUCUUUGGUGUUUUUAUUGGCUAUCACUGGUCACUCAAGUGCUAGUUACUGUAUUUGCAAAGAUGGUGAAGAUGUAAAAAUUCUUCAGGAGAACAUAGAUUAUGCCUGUGGAUCUGGAGCUGAUUGCACAGCUAUCCAUACUAAUGGUGCUUGUUUCAACCCUGACAGUGUCAAAGAUCAUUGCAACUAUGCUGUAAAUAGCUAUUAUCAAAGAAAAGGUGCAUCUGGUGCUAGCUGUGACUUUAAAGGAACUGCAACUUUGACACCAACUGCACCAGCUUCUACUGGUUCUGGAUGUGUAUAUCAGUCCACUGCAGGAAACACAAGUCCAACAACUGUACCAGGAACUACAAGUCCAUCAACAGGAGGCACUAGCACUGGCAGUGGAAGUGGCACAACAUUACCAGGGACUAAUCCAGUUUUUGGACUUGGACCAAGUGGCAUGACCAACACAGACAUAAAUGGUGGUACUAUUAUUCAUCAAAACACUGUGUUUUUCACCAUGACCCUUUUGUUUACAACCUUGUUGGUAUGCCUAAGGGCCUAAAAGAAACAAGAAUGAAAGAAGGGUAGGGGGGUGUAUAAGGGACAAUUAAGCUCAUUUGCCUAAUUGAAUAGAAUUUUGGGUUGGUAAGGGGGGAAUUAUGUGGACACAACUUCCACUUCUUCUUUUUUUGGUUUUGUGGUUUCUUGUUUUUAACAUCUACUUUUUAUUUUGUCAUGAAAAAGUUCCCCUUUAAGAGGAGGUGGAAACAGUUUAUUAAUUAGUGGUGUAGAAGGGGGCCUACUCUCUAUCUUUUUAGAUUUUUCCCUUUUGUAUAUCUAGAGAGUAGAGAAAAGAGGCUGUAAUUUUUUAUUCAAAUAUUGUUAUCAAUGAGACUGCUCACUACUUUGCC